AAUCUGUAGUGCUGAGAUCGACUCAGAUGUAAUUUGUCCUUACUAGUUUUAAUAUGACUUGACCAUUCUCAAAUCCCCUCUCCUGCAUAUGGUGCACAAAUAUAAAGUGCUGCAAAUCCCUCCCAAAUAGUAUAUAAGUAGGAUCCCUCUUUUCCUUUAACAAUUUGUCGGUCAAAUCAUUGAAUCAAUCAUUAUAUCAAUUAAACAUGUCUGAAACUCUUAAGAAAGCACGUGUAUACAUUAAGAAUCUUCAUUACAGUACCACAGAAGAUGAAUUGGAAGAAUUAUUGAAACCAUAUGAACCUACUCAUGUAUUGAUUCCUAGUCAUACAGUUAGAUUCAGUGGUAUUUCCAGACCCCUUGGUAUUGCUUACGCUGAAUUCAAAGAUAAUGAACAAGUUAAAAAAGUGAUCGAUCAAUUGAAUGGAAUCACUUUGAAAGAUCGUGAGUUAUACAUUAAACCACACAUUCCAAUUGAGAAUUAUAGAAAGCAUUUUGGAUUUAAAAAUAGAUUCUAUAAGAGGGAUCAUAAAAAAGAUUCUAUUUCUGUUGAAGAAUCUGAUGUUGAAAAAGGUAAGGCUGCAAAUUCUGACACUAAUUCAACUGAAGCAAUUGAAUCUAAUCCAUUGAAAACUAUAGAUGAAGAUGAUACUGCUGAUAAAUUACCAGAAUCCAAAGAAUCUUUAGCGUACAGUUUUGUAAAGAAAGCCAAGGAGCUUUCAGAAAAUACAAUUUACAUCCCUAAAGCAAACGCCAAAGUAACAGAUCAAAUAAUUAGAGAUUUCUUACAAGACUACUGUCCCGGACAAGUUUAUAUUUAUAGAUCGAAACAGAAGAAAGCUUCAAUGUCAUUUAUUAGAGAUCAUGUUAGUGUUCUAGCAACAGUUGAUACAAGUGAGUGCUCUUUAUCUGACAUUGUAAGUCAAUUAAGAGGUAAAAAGUUAUUAGGAAAGGUUUCUCCUUUAUAUAUUGCUUAUAAGUCAAAGAUUGAAGAAGUUCAAAAAGCUGCAACUGUUCCUAAGGAAGUCAAAGAAUCUUCAGAAGAAGUUAUUUCUACUACUGGUCUUUCAAGUAUAAAUUCAGCAGGAGAAACUGAGAUUCAAUUUACUAAUGAGGUAGUUGAUAAUACUUCUACGAAGGAAAAGGAAUCAAUUGAUUUAGAAGUCGAACCUCCUUUAAAGGAUUAGAAGAUUGCUUAUUCUUAAAUAAAUAUUAAAUAAUUUAUAAGUGCUAUAUUAAAUUUUUAUUAUUAUACAUAAAUUUAUAAUAUUUAUCAGAUUUUUGAUAUUUAUAUUUAUAUUUGUAUUUAUAUUUAUAUUUGAUUUGAUUGAUUGAACAGAAACUAUUAAGAUAUAUA
Molecule: messenger RNA, 1357 nt
Organism: Scheffersomyces amazonensis
Lineage: Eukaryota; Fungi; Ascomycota; Pichiomycetes; Serinales; Debaryomycetaceae
Exons: 2
Coding region: 207-1187 (326 amino acids)
Cellular component (GO): nucleus; ribonucleoprotein complex; cytoplasm
Molecular function (GO): mRNA binding
Source: RefSeq, a predicted model, not a curated record